AAUUCUACUCAUAUCUCAAUCUGGUACAUUAUUAAAAAUAGAGCCUACAAGUUACAAGUUAGUCUGGAUAGAAUGGCAUCCCUAUUGGUAAGCUGCAACAUAUCAUCUCUUAAAGGUGUCAUCGAUAUUCUUUCGAAUAUGUCUACCAAAUAACAGUAUCUCCAAGAGUUCUCAAAACACUAAAAAUCUAGGAUUUUAGGCAAGAUUGAAAAAAACACAUCUCCAACGACUCCCAGCCAUAGCUCCCAACACUAAAAAACCGAGCCUCCCGUGUGGAAAAAUACGCACUCGUGGUCACCCGUAUCCACUACUCCCGCGGCCACCGGAAUGCCAUCGUGGCCGUCGUGGUGUCCGGAGAACUGCAUCACCGAGAUGCAGCUCCCGAGCAUCCUGUCGCUCCACGUCCACGACCUGCCGUCAUUCCUCGCCGUCACCUCCGAGGACAACCCAUUUGCGUUCGUGCUACCGGAGUUUCACGAGCUCGUCGACGCGCUCAAACGAGAUGAUGGCUCCUCAAAGCCCCCGACAUACGUCCUCGCCAACAUCUGUGAUGCCAUGGAGGCCAACGCUCUCGCGUCGCUGAGGCCACACAUGGACAUCUUUGUCUUUGGGCACAUGCUGUCGUUCCAGCAUGAGGCGGAUGAUGGCAGGUGCGCCCCACCUCCUUGCAAUGUCUUUGACCACGACAAGAGCAGGUACUCCUACCUCAGUUGGCUGGACACCAAGCCGGCCAAGUCGGUGGUGUACAUCUCCUUCAGGCUCGUCGGGGCUGCUCCUGGCGCCCAAUGGCACCAUGGACGUUGUGAUCGAAAUGUACCCAAGACCCGUGGCUGCCACUGCCGCCUACCAUGUUCCAAGUUUUUGCUAUUUUAGGAGUGUUUUUUAAAACUGUUCGAGAAACUCUGCUUUGGUGCCCCAAUACUUUUUGGCGACUUGGAAACACAAUGG
Molecule: messenger RNA, 948 nt
Organism: Zea mays
Lineage: Eukaryota; Viridiplantae; Streptophyta; Magnoliopsida; Poales; Poaceae
Product: UDP-glycosyltransferase 75C1
Exons: 1
Coding region: 328-873 (181 amino acids)
Source: RefSeq, a predicted model, not a curated record